Messenger RNA from Impatiens glandulifera, 1721 nucleotides. RefSeq names its product protein HOTHEAD-like. The transcript is spliced from 6 exons. The record is from RefSeq and is a predicted model, not a curated record. Gene Ontology annotation, molecular function: oxidoreductase activity, acting on CH-OH group of donors; flavin adenine dinucleotide binding. The coding region runs from base 12 to 1721 and encodes 569 amino acids. NCBI's taxonomy places the organism in Eukaryota, Viridiplantae, Streptophyta, Magnoliopsida, Ericales, Balsaminaceae.
CAAUACAAAGAAUGGUAGUAAAGUUAUUGAUUUAUCUACUUUCUAUAUGGCUAUUCACACCUCAUUGUCAAGGCAGACAUAAAUCAUGGGAAGAUGAGUAUCCGUUCAUCAAACCAGCAAGCUCUUUCUUGGACGGUGACCAUGACUACGACUACAUCAUUGUUGGUGGUGGCGCUGCAGGUUGCCCUUUAGCAGCCACUCUUUCUCACAACUUUCGAGUUUUGUUGCUAGAAAGAGGAGAUGUUCCAUUUGAUAACGUUAACAUCUCACAUUUCGACAACGUGAUCUAUAACUUGAUGGACACGUCACCUAAAUCCGCAUCUCAAGCUUUUGUUUCAACCGAUGGUGUUCCAAACAAUAGGGCUAGGGUCUUAGGUGGGGGAACAUGCAUCAAUGGUGGUUUCUAUAGUAGAGCAAGCACAAGGUAUUUUCAUCAUGUAAUGUAUAUUGAGGAAGCAGGUUGGGAUGUUGAACUUGCACACAAUUCAUAUACAUGGAUUGAAAGACAAAUUGUCCAUCAACCAAAAAUCAAACUAUUUCAAAGGACCUUUCUAAAUGGGCUUCUUGAAGCUGGGGUCUUGUCAUUCAAUGGAUUCACCUAUGAUCAUCAUUAUGGAACCAAAAUUACUGGAACAAUUUUCGAUAAGUACAAUCGUCGUCACACUGCCGCGACAUUGCUUGCUUCUGGGAAAUUCGAAAACCUUGAGGUUCUAGUCCACGCCACCGUUCAAAAACUUCUAUUUACUAAAAUUGUUUUACAAAUACCCAAUUUAGGGAAAAGAUUACUUGUAACUGGAGUAGAGUUUGAAGAUGAAAAUCAAAUUCGACAUCAAGCAUUCUUGUCCAAUGACAAAGGAAUGAAGAGUGAAAUAAUAUUGUCAAGUGGGACAAUUGGUAGCCCUCAAAUAUUACUUCUAAGUGGUAUUGGACCUAGAGAUGACCUUUUAAAAUUAAACAUAUCAAUGGUCCUAGAAAAUGGGUUUGUUGGGAAAAGCAUGUUUGAUUGCUCAACCAACUAUGCCUUGGUUCAAAUUGAAGGAAACGUUGACAUAUCGCCACCCCAAGUUGUUGGAAUUGCAAAGGAAGGUGUGUUUAUAGAAGCUUUUGGUGGACUCAAUUUCCCAGCGAAAGUCAUUCAGUUUGGUCAAGAACACGAUUCAACUAAGAAAACAUUACAAGCAAUGCAUGUCAAUAGUGGACUAAAUGAAAUAUCUUUUAAGAAAGAAUUGGGGGGAGGUUAUCUUUUAUCAAAAAUUUCCAAACCCAUCUCAAGGGGGCAAAUGAGCUUGAUCAGCAAAAGUGUAUAUGACCAACCCUUGGUUACCUUCAAUUACUAUAGAAGCCAUAAUGACUUGUCAAUAUGUGUGAGCGGUUUACAAUUGUUGAGAAAGAUUGUGAGAACAGAUUCCUUCAAAAACAUCACCAACAACCACAAAGAAUCAAAUGGACCUUCAAUCGAUUUUGAUGGUGAAGAAUCCUUACAGAAGUUGUGCAAGGAAACUGUGCGCACCGUUUAUCACUACCAUGGAGGUUGCAAUAUGGGUCGUGUGGUGAACAAUGAAUACAAGGUCUAUGGGGUCGAUAGGCUUAGGGUUGUUGACGGUUCGAUAUUUGAUGAAUCACCGGGCACCAAUCCUCAAGCCACGUUAAUGAUGAUUGGAAGGUACAUGGGAGUCAAGAUUUUAAUAAACAGGCUUGGGAUAAAUGCAGAUAAGAUAUGA